Molecule: messenger RNA, 852 nt
Organism: Acanthosepion pharaonis
Lineage: Eukaryota; Metazoa; Mollusca; Cephalopoda; Sepiida; Sepiidae
Source: the annotation of a GenBank genome assembly
AUGUUCGUACCUAUAAACACUAAUGGGUAUGACCCAAUCCUCAUCUAUCUAUAUAAACUCGUUCAUAUCUGUCUGUCUAUCCAUCUAUCUAUCUUAGCUACUUCAUAUCUAUCUCUCUCAGCUUGUCCAUAUCUAUCUAUCUAUCUAUCUAUCUAUCUAUCUAAGCUUCUAUCUAUCUAUCUAUCUAAGCUUGUUCAUAUCUAUGAAUGUAUGUAUCUAUCUAAGAUUUUUCAUAUGUAUCUAUCUAUCUAUCUAUCUAAGCUUGUUCAUAUCCGUCUAAGCUUGUUCAUAUCUAUCUAUCGAUCUAUUUAUCUAUCUAUCUAUCUAUCUAAGCCUGUUCAUAUCGUCUCUUUUCAUAUCUAUCUAUCUAUCUAUCUAUCUAUCUAUCUAUCUAAGCUUGUUAAUAUCCGUCUAAGCUUGUUCAUAUCUAUCUAUCUAUCUAUCUAUCUAUCUAUCUAUCUAUAUAUUUGCACUUGUACAUAUCUAUCUAUCUAUCUAUCUAUCUAUCUAUCUAUCUAUCUAGGCCUCUUGUUCAUAUCUAUCUAUCUAUCUAUCUAUCUAUCUAUCUAUCUAUCUAUCUAUCUAAGCCUCUUUUUUCAUAUCUAUCUAUCUAUCUAUCUAUCUAUCUAUCUAUCUAAGCUUGCUCAUACCCAUCUUAAUUUUGUUCAUAUCUAUCUAUCUAUCUAUCUAUCUAUUUAUCUAAGCCUCUUUUUCAUAUCUAUCUUUCUAUGUAUCUAUCAAAGCUUGUUCAUAUCCAUCUUAAUUUUGUUCAUAUCUAUCUAUCUAUCUAUCUAUCUAUCUAUCUAUCUAUCUGAGCUUGUACAUAUCUAUCUAUCUAUCUAUCUGCAUUAA